Molecule: messenger RNA, 2029 nt
Organism: Thamnophis sirtalis
Lineage: Eukaryota; Metazoa; Chordata; Lepidosauria; Squamata; Natricidae
Gene: BCAT2
Product: branched chain amino acid transaminase 2
Biological process (GO): L-valine biosynthetic process; L-leucine biosynthetic process
Cellular component (GO): mitochondrion
Molecular function (GO): branched-chain-amino-acid:2-oxoglutarate transaminase activity
Source: RefSeq, a predicted model, not a curated record
UCCCAUUAAACCACAGCCUUAACAACAACAGCAUGGUAGUUACCAUGGGAGUCCCGGGGUGCUUACGGCAGAUUUUGAGAGGAAAAGCUGGAGACUUUCUACUUCUUGCUCCUCAGAGAUUUUUCAGUACUACGUUCAAGGCCUCAGAUCUCCAGAUUGAAUUGAACAAACAUCUAAAGCCUAAACCGGAUUCUAGCAAACUGGUCUUUGGGAAAAAUUUCACGGACCAUAUGCUCACUGUGGAGUGGAGCAAAGAAAAUGGCUGGGGAAAACCACACAUCAAACCUUUCCAGAAUCUCUCUCUGCACCCAGCCUCUUCAGUCCUGCAUUACUCAGUGGAGCUUUUUGAAGGAAUGAAAGCUUUCCGGGGCUCAGAUCAGCGCAUCCGUCUUUUUCGUCCCAUGCUCAACAUGAAUCGCAUGUUACAAUCCUCUCUUCGAGCUUGCUUGCCUGCUUUUGAUCAAUCUGAAUUGCUUGAAUGCAUCCAGCAGCUGAUCCGGGUGGACCAAGAUUGGGUCCCACACUCCAGCACAGCCAGUCUCUACAUCCGCCCCAUCUUGAUUGGCACCGAGCCUUCCUUGGGGGUCUCCAUUUCCAAUCACGCGCUGCUCUUUGUGAUCUUGGGCCCCGUGGGUCCUUAUUUUACCACCGGAAGCUUCAAUCCCGUUUCCCUCUUAGCUGAUCCCCAAUUUGUCCGUGCCUGGAUGGGUGGCGUUGGUAAUUGCAAAGUAGGCGGCAACUACGGCCCCACCAUCUACGUGCAAGGAGAGGCUGCCAAAUUGGGUUGCCAGCAGGUUUUGUGGCUAUACGGCGAAGACCACCAACUCACUGAAGUUGGGACCAUGAAUAUUUUCUUGUUUUGGAAGGACCAAGAGGGAGAUAUGGAGCUGGUCACCCCUCCACUUAAUGGAAUCAUUUUACCUGGUGUGACACGACAAAGCCUUCUGGAUUUGGCCCGCAAAUGGGGGAAAUUCAAGGUUUCUGAGAGAACAAUCACCAUGUCUGACGUGAUCAAAGGCUUGGAGGAGAAAAGAGUGAAGGAGAUAUUUGGCUCAGGCACAGCUUGUGUGGUAUGUCCCGUGGACAGAAUUCUCUAUCAGGGCAAGAAUUAUCAUAUCCCCACAAUGGAAAAUGGACCUGAGAUUGCAAAGCGGUUUCUGAAGGAGUUGACAGAUAUUCAGUACGGACGCACCCCAAGUGACUGGGCCCAGGUGGUUUGCUGAAGACUGUGGGAUUUGACUUUUCCCUGCUCUCGUUCAGCUUCACUCUCUUCACCACAGCUGUAUUUAUGACAUGGUUCUAAAGCUUUUCCAGUUUUGCCUUCCAUUUGACUGACUCACUGCCUGGUUUGGGGAAACUACAGUUCGUUCCCCUGAUAUAAACCCAGGCCCUUUAUGGCUGCGAAACACUCCACAUCAGGAAGGCCUGCCCUGAUCCAGGACCAGGAAGAAUACCAGAUCAACCUCUUUGCUGCGAUGGAAACGAUGCUUUGAACUCCAAGCGGCUUGCUCUGCUUCUCUCUCCACUCCAAAAACUCGGCUGCUUUUUUGCUUUUAAGUGCAAUAUUGAGAGGAGUAGGAGAAAACGAAGGAAUGUGGAGUGUACGCAAAGCUCUAAUACUUCAUGUGCAUGAUUGCCAAUUUUUUUUUUUUUAAGAAUAGUCGCUUGAAUUCAUGUAGGAGCACAUGUAAAAAAAAAGUGUAAUCUAAACCAUAUUGCUCUUAUAAAAGUUUUUUUUUUUUCAUUUUGGUAUCCUUGUGAAUGGGGCCAAAAUUUUUAAAUUUUGGCUCCUGUAUCUUAAACUGAACAUUUCCAGAAACGUGAAAUUCUUGUUUCGUGUGGAUGACUAUUCACUUUUUAAAGUUAAAUCUGCUGGAUAGAUAAAAGAAGCCUUAAAUCUUCAGAAUUAACAUGGAGCUACAAUUUGCAGCCGUGGUUGGCUUUUUAAGGUGGAAAAUGAUUCAAAAGAGAUGUGACAGCGAGAAGGAUGGCAUAUAAAUUUAAUAAAUAAACAAGAUUAUAAACUGCA